Molecule: messenger RNA, 1313 nt
Organism: Lottia gigantea (owl limpet)
Lineage: Eukaryota; Metazoa; Mollusca; Gastropoda; Lottiidae
Exons: 1
Coding region: 6-1313 (435 amino acids)
Source: RefSeq, a predicted model, not a curated record
CAGACAUGAAUUGGGAAGUGUUGGCUGGUGUUUUGUUGGUAUUGUACGUGUCUGUUACUAAUACCAAGGAAAUAAGAGACACAGCCUCUAACAUCCAAAAUGGUUUAUCAUUAGCUAAAGAACUUGGUGACUUUGUUGUGGCCAAAAAGUUCACCAAUGUCAUUGGAAAGCUGGCUACUGCUGUAACCCCUUUUCUUGGGAUCGUUGGACCCUUCGUUUCUUUCAUCAUGGGAUUUUUCGGACAAUCUGAAUCAGCCGAACUGAAAGCCAUUAAACGGUUGUACACGGAAGUUGACAAUCGAUUCGAUAAAGUCGAUUUACAAUUCAUUGAAGUGAAAAGAAUGAUCGAUUGGAGUAAAAUACAAGUACAGUAUUCUGAUAUCGAGCAAAAAAUUAAUGCUGUUAACAAAGCGUUCGAAAAUAUCUACAAAUUUUCCACUGCAGCUGUUAAAACCACGACUUCUGCCUUCGUUUCAAACUACGAGAGUGAUUAUCAAAACAGCGGAUCAAAACUCUACGAUGGCAUUAUGAAUGAAGGGCGGGUGUUUGGAGAUGGUCUGUUUACUGCUGUUGUCAAAUAUAGCGAGUACGACAGAGUAAAAAGUCAAACCUUUAUGCUGGGACUUCUUCAAUUGUUGAUGAAAGCAGCAAAGUUAGAACUGACUUACCAUCAACUGAAAGGCCACAAGGCAGCUCUACAUGAUUACCAAAACCAAUGGAGAACUCGAUUUACCCAUAUCAGAAUCAAAAUGAUGUCUACAGAUAGCUCUAUUGUUAGUCAGUAUCACACUCAAUCUGGAAAAGAUAUUGACAAUUAUCUAAUAAAGCAUCAGAAAAAUACAAUGAACAAUAAUGACUUCAACAAUGCGCUGUAUGCUUUCCUGUCUAAGAAAUACUUUUGGCGAGAUUGGUUCACUGUUACAUACAAUGAUAUAACUGGUAGUAAUGUACAUUAUGUUGGAGAGUGUGGUGGUCACAUCAAAUUUAGAAACCAUGGUAGAAACGUGGUGGUCGCAAGUGUUGACAGUCGUAAAGGACACAUCAACAUGGGUCAAGCUCUAAGCAUUGUCAAUAAUGUAGAUACAUGUAAUAUUAUAUACGGCAGGGCUCACAACUCCCAUAGACGAAUAGAUUGCGACAAAGCCUAUAACAAUUUCCCAGCGUCAGUUAGAGACCAUUGCGAUCCAUAUGCCGCCCAAGGAGUCAUUGCUUAUAAAAAGCAUAAUGACUAUGACGCUCAUUUCAAAGCUGCUCCUCGACGAAUGUAUUUGAGAAGCAGAGAAGAUUGUAACCAUGUUUAUAUCUUUGGUUGA